CUCCGCGGCCCCGCCCCGCGAGGAGGGGGCGGAGCCAUGUCCGCGGCGGACGCCGAGACGAGCGGCAGCAGCAGCAGCGGCUGGGGGGGCGGCGGUGGCGGCGCGGCGAUGCAGGGCAACGGGCUGCGGGUCGGCGUGCUCACGGUGAGCGACACCUGUUCCCGGCAGGCAGCGGAGGAUGCCAGCGGGAGGAAUCUGCAGGACCUGGUCCAGUCUGUGCUGGCAGGGACUGUAUCGGCGUACAAAAUAGUCCCCGAUGAAUUUGAGCAAAUUAAGGGUGCUCUGGUGGAGUGGUGCGACCGCGAGGAACUUAACCUCAUCCUCACCACGGGUGGCACAGGCUUUUCCCCACGCGACGUCACGCCAGAGGCCACACGGGAUGUGAUUGAGCGCGAGGCUCCAGGCAUGGCUGUGGCGAUGCUAAUGGGUUCCCUCAGCAUAACGCCCUUGGCUAUGCUCUCAAGGCCGGUGUGUGGGAUCCGAGGAAAGACUUUGAUUAUCAAUCUUCCUGGCAGCAAGAAGGCAUCCCAGGAAUGCUUCCAGUUUGUGCUGCCAGCCUUGAGCCAUGCGGUGGACCUCCUUCGCGAUGCCAGCGUGCGGGUCAAGGCUGUGCACCAGGAGCUCGCAGGGCAGGUUCACAGCAUCACCAGCCAGUCGGGACUGCCUGACAAGGCCGUGCAGUGUGAAGGUCACGGAGAAGGCCAGCAUUCAAGCCUACCACCUCGAGAACCACGGAUCCCUUCCUGCAGCAGAGUGCAUGCCCCUCAAGCGCGCAGUGCGGUGGACGUAACGAAGGUGGCGAGGCGAGCGCGCUCCUCCCCUUUCCCUCUCACCUCCAUGGACAAGGCCUUCGUCACUGUGCUGGACACGGCACCGAUCCUCAACCAUGAGCACCUGCAUUACAAAGACGGUCUUGGAAGAGUGUUGGCUCAGGAUGUGGUGGCAAAAGACAAUCUGCCUCCAUUUCCUGCUUCCAUCAAGGACGGCUAUGCUGUCAGAGCUGCUGAUGGGCCAGGGGAUCGCAUUGUGAUUGGAGAGUCGCAUGCUGGAAAGCAGCCUGUGCAGACGGUGAUGCCAGGCCAAGUGAUGCGAGUAACCACGGGAGCACCCAUCCCGUCUGGAGCUGAUGCCGUCAUCCCAGUGGAAGACACUGAACUUCUCAAGGAAUCGGAAAACGGAGCAGAGGAGCUCGAGGUGCGGAUCCUGUCCCAGGCACGGCCAGGACAGGACAUACGGUGCAUUGGACAGGACAUCCGGCGUGGCGAGUGUGUGCUGUCACGCGGCUCGCACGUGGGGCCUGCAGAAGUGGGCCUGCUGGCCACUGUGGGGGCGACCAAAGUGGAGGUGCACCGGCUGCCUGUGGUGGCCGUGCUGUCCACUGGCAAUGAGCUUCUGAAUCCAGAGGAGCCCCUUCACCCAGGCAUGAUCCGAGAUAGCAACCGUACCACGCUGCUGGCGGCCAUCCAAGAGCAGGGCUUCCCGACCAUUGACAUGGGCAUCGUGCGAGACCACCCGGACGAUUUGCUACAAGCGUUUCAAGAAGCUCUCGCGCAGGCAGAUGUCAUCGUCACGUCGGGAGGAGUUUCCAUGGGCGAGAAGGACUAUCUGAAGCAGGUUCUAACCGUCGAUCUACAGGCGCAGAUUCACUUUGGCCGUGUAUUCAUGAAGCCAGGACUUCCCACUACCUUCGCGACUGCGGCAGUCAACGGCAUCAAGAAAAUGAUUUUUGCACUUCCGGGAAACCCGGUCUCUGCCAUCGUCACUUGCCACCUGUUUGUAAUCCCUGCCUUGCGCAAGAUGCAGGGCACAGCCGAUCCCCGACCCACCAUUCUCAAGGCCAGGCUGUCGUUUGAUGUGAAGCUGGACUCCCGACCUGAGUACUACCGCUGCGUGCUCAUGUGGAACCACCAGGAGCCUCUUCCGUGGGCGCAGAGUACCGGCAACCAGCUGAGCAGCCGCUUGAGCAGCAUGAGGAGCGCCAACGGCCUCCUGAUGCUGCCGCCCAAAACGGAGCAGUACCUGGAGCUGCGCAAGGGGGAGGUGGUUGACGUGAUGGUCAUCGGCCGCCUAUGACGCGGGAAGGGGGAUGCGCGAAUAAUCCACACGCGCACGACGAACGCGGUUCGUGCGCGCAACACGGACGCGCCGGCAGGCACAGACUGCCGAGCACAUUCACACACACACACACGGUCGAGCCGCUUUGUUGUCGAGUGGUAGUGUGGCAUUGUCAUUAUAAGUGGUACAACGCACGUCAUUGUAUGGGCAUCGCACAAGAAAAAUCCGAGUACACAUACAACCCACCUGCACACGUGUCAUGCAGAGCACAAGCUGCAUGGCAUCCCAAUUGAGCCAUCCAAGCCAGUGGUUAGUUGCUGGGGUUUCCUUACAACCAUUAGGUUAUAUAAUACAUACAUGUCCUGUAUUUGUUAAUGUAAAAGGUCAUUGGGAUUUCUAUCGUUGUUCUAAAGCGAUUUCACCGACAGUGAAACUGCCCUAUGGCUGGGAUAAGGGACGAGGACGUACAGAACGCACCGGCGUCUGAGCGCAGUUUCGUUUGAGACGGAUUCCAUCGGCAGCCCAUUGCAGUUUUAACCAGCAACCUCGCAUGGGUGAACUUGUGAUGUCUUACGAAAAGCCCAAAGAUCGUUAUUUGAGUUCAACCAUAUAUAAUCUCUGUUAAGCUGAAAUGGGCAAGUGUAAUUUAAGAUAACAUUAACACAGAUUAUUAAAAUUAGCGUUAGUUAACAUUUUGCAUGUUGGUUUUGUAACUGCGGUAACAGUGACUGGAUUUUUUGUAGUCCACAGAGGGGAAGCCUGAGAUAUCCUACAAACGUGGAAGUAGUUGUCAUUUUUUUAUACUUACAAAUACAAAUUAUAUCACUGGUGUAUUUUAAAGUUCAAUAAGCAUCCAUUCAUUUCGUCAAAUGGAAAAAGAAGAAGUAUUACCGUUGCCCGUCCCUUUACAUAAACAAUCGCCGAGCACAUGCCCCCCCCCCCCCCCCCCCCGCUGUACCGGCCUGGCUCCCUGUAAUCGCAAGGUGUUGCAGUAGUGCUCUAGUAGUGCUAUAGUAGUACUUUAGCCGCUCUCCCGUUCCUCGUGUUGAUGGGGCGUGCCCCCCCCCCCCCUCAACCGCUUCAAGUGAGAGUCGGCACCAGCGCACCGCAGGGUCGACUGAAGCAAAAGCGACUGGGCUCUUGCAGAGGCAGGAUUCACAACCCCAGACAUGCUUAGCCCAGAAAGCUCUUACGAAGCUUGGUGAAAAAAGCAACAUUGGGAACAUCUCUGGUUUAAUCUUUAAGCAAACUUGCAUUUCAGGAGGGCUCUUCCUCUGUAGGUGUGAUAAAUGUUUUGGUUGAAUUCUGAUUUUAGAGUUAUACAAUUUAAUUUAUGGAAGCAUCGCCAACAUUUUUAAAAAGACGAUAUUCAGAAAUAAAGCUGUAUUCAUAACAUUGUAAAAUGUCCUGCUUACUCAUUGUCUUUUACAGUUGCCACCAUUUCAUCAGUUUCUAAUUAUAAACUCCUGGUUGCAUAAAAUACCUUAAGUUUUUUUUCCCUCCCUAAAGUGCAGUAGUCACGUAGUGGUUGGCGCACUACUACAGGCGCGGCUGCAGGAGUUUGAUUCACAGCCACGGCUAACAUCAGUGGCGAGCUAUGUCUGAAGCUGUCCUGUCCUCCCCCUUCACCAACCGCACUGGCCAACGUAGUUGAGUACGGUCACAAGCAGCCCUCAUGGCGACAGAGCGUGGAAGAGGCGUUUGUCCUGUGGUGGAUUGACAUAGUCGUGUAAAUUAUAAAUAUGAUAACACCUUAAGGAAAAUAUUUUCUUGCCUGAGGUAAUGACUGGGAGCGUUGCAUAUAAAGUCUGCAUCAUCCAUUGUACCUUAAACAAGACAAAUUUUUCGUCAUGGAAUAGGUGAAUUUUAUGUACUUAUAUAUAAAUAAAAGAAUAGUGGUAAUAACGACAUAAACAACAUUUCAAUGCUUAUGAAUGUAAUAAUAAGUGGCGUAAUGUAUAAUGCAGAAAGAGCUUUUGAUUAAAUAACGUACAAAGUAUGGCACGUUGCAAUAACCAAAUUACUUGAAUGAAUGCAGCUCAAUUAAACCGACAAUUGAGGGUAAUUGUACGCAACUCGUACUAUCAGAUUCACGAGGAUGCGUUUCGAGAAGUUUAUAUUAAACUUGGGCACUUUCGUUUUGCAUAUUUGUGCACAAUAAGUGUUAAUAUCUAUAUAAAUAAAGACCUUAAUAUGUAUGUCUCAAAAACUUCUCGGAUACUGUCCGGAAAAGUAGGAAGCUGAAAUUUGGUACAUAGGUAGCUUUUUGGACACAAUCAACAGGAAAAAAAAUCAGAAGAUAACAGGUUUUUCAUUUUAAAGCCCAAAUCUCAUUUUAAGUACCCCAUACACACACAUGUGUGUGGUAUCAUUCAGAAACCGUUCAAAAUAUAAGAUUGCAGUUUUUUUCCGUUUGAGAGAGUGUUAAACAGCAAAGAAAAUUAAACUGAGAACCAUUGUUAUAGCUUUUGUUUUUGAGAUUUUGGAUUCAAGCCGUUUUGAACUAAACAAAUCCGCAUUUUAUGAUGUUCAAAUCUGAAUAAUUCGAAAACGGUAAAAAAAAAAUAGGAGCUUCCCCUCAGAGUAUUAAGUUAAUUUAUAUUCUUUCUUAUAAAAAAAUAACGGAAUCCUUCAAUUGAGCGGUUUUUGAUGGGGAAGUCUUCAAAUAUAACAAGUUGAUUCAAGACAUUUUUGGAGUAGUUCGUGUCUGAUCGUCGAUAAAAAUAUAUCAGUUUAAUUAUUAUAUUUUGAAAACUUUUGCCUGGCAAAGACAGCCUUUACGAACCAGUUACUCUAAUAAAAUACAGGAAACAUUUUCAAAUGUAGCUGAUUAUGUCUUCAUAAAUCCUCCAAACAAUUUCACAUUCCUAAUUAUGUGUUCUGUAGGCGGUCUCCACUUUCUUUAACGCGUUCCUUCUUAAGGGACCUCGACAGGCCUCAAUCAAAUUAUCGAGUGUCGUUAUGCAAUUUUUUACCGAAUUAAAAAAAACAUACAUGCAGAGGGUAAUUGAUGAGCAAAAUCUUUAUGGGGGUUUUUUUUCUCAAGAGUUUUUCUCUUCAGAUUUGUAUUUUGUGUAUCUUUAAAGAUCGUUACCAUACCGGUAAGCAUUUAGGAAUACGGAACGAAGGGGGAAAGUGACUUAAGAGGCUUUAUGCAACCGGGCACAAACCUGCAUUGGAAGAGCGGUACCUCUGCUUACCCUCAUUGAGUGGACAGAUUGACAUAGCUCCAAGGUGAUGUGAGGUGUCUGCCGUUAGCAUUUAAUUCUUAACGCAGAGACAACAAAGUGUACCACUUGCCUCUAGAGUGGCUGUGCUCGAGCCCUGUGUUUAAAGUAUGAAGUCUACAUUAAUGUUAUCGAAGCAUUAACGAUGGGCCAUACGAAGUCUCACGUGUAUACCUGCCCAUCAUGCCUUACCCGACUCUGAGCUGCAAGGCAUCUUGAACCAUGAACAGAUUGAUCACAAGCCAUAAAUAGCCAGAGCCAUGAAGUGAAUAGAUUUAGUAGAACACAAUGACUCGAUAGAGGUCCAUGGUUUUUGCCGAAUGCAAGUUUUAUCCAUUGUGUAGCACUACGAUUGUCAUUCGUUACGGUCAAUGCCGAGGAAUCAUUUUGAUUUAAAUGUUUACAUCAAGCUGAUAAUGCAACAUAUCAACGUUAGAUUAGGGUACCCUCUGUGUAGCGACCCCAUACGCUAUGUGGAUUGAUGGUGGCAGUCCUGUGUGUUUAUGUUUAAAACAUUAAAAACUGUGAAUUUAAUUUAAAAUAAUCAAAGCUUUGGUAAUUUAAACUUCAAAUUAUAAGAACUUUGUCAAAAGGCAAUUAACAUUGCAUGUCAUUUUCUUGAUUGUAUCAAUGCUUUUUAAUAUUAAAAUUUAUCAAACUGUCUUAUAAACAAAAAAUGUAUUAGUCCAAUAUUAUUCACAAAAAAUCCCAUGGACCUUAAUUGAUACAAACUUUAUAACAUGUUUGUGUGAACAUGAAAACUCUUUGAAUAAAAUUGCACUGCUCA
Molecule: messenger RNA, 6069 nt
Organism: Lethenteron reissneri (Far Eastern brook lamprey)
Lineage: Eukaryota; Metazoa; Chordata; Hyperoartia; Petromyzontiformes; Petromyzontidae
Product: gephyrin-like
Biological process (GO): glycine receptor clustering; gamma-aminobutyric acid receptor clustering; Mo-molybdopterin cofactor biosynthetic process
Cellular component (GO): cytosol; dendrite; postsynaptic membrane
Molecular function (GO): molybdopterin molybdotransferase activity
Source: RefSeq, a predicted model, not a curated record